This is a messenger RNA of Pseudocercospora fijiensis CIRAD86, 3168 nucleotides long. RefSeq lists its product as uncharacterized. The transcript has 2 exons. NCBI's taxonomy places the organism in Eukaryota, Fungi, Ascomycota, Dothideomycetes, Mycosphaerellales, Mycosphaerellaceae. The record is from RefSeq and is a predicted model, not a curated record. The coding region runs from base 1 to 3168 and encodes 1055 amino acids.
AUGAAUGGAUACCCUGACGACCGUGAGCUUCCCGAGCUGACCAACGAGCAAAUCGAAACACUAUACCAAAUCUGCCUUGCCGCCUCCAAAGCUCGAGGAUCGAUCUUCGCCGCGCUUUUCGCCCACUACCACAGCCACUUUGAGCAACAUGGAUUGGACACGAGUCGCGACAACACCAUCUUCCGCUGGCUGUUUCCCAUCGGCGACAGCGCAAGACGCGACAAGAGUGCUGGGCAGAGAGUGGAUCUGGUCAAGCACUUGAGGAGUGUGCUGGCUGCUCAAGGCAUUGAAACCGUCUUGUCGAAUGAAGAGUAUGAUGAAGCGGCCGACGAAGAGACAAGAUCGUUGAAAGUCUCUCAUACGCCACUACGAAAGGCGAGGAAUCGCCCGGACCGAAGGGUCUCUUUUGACGACGCAAAGUUGGAAGAGACAUGGCUUAGCGAGCAUUCGGAACUGGGACGUGAUUCUCCAUACCCAGUCAACCAAGGACUAUUGAGUCAGCCCCCACGACGAAACCGUGACUUCGGACAUCCUCAGCGCGCGAGGUCUACGAGCAGCUCGAAUCGAUAUCAAACUCGCCAACCAGCCAUCAAGCACUUCCAGGAAACAUCGCCGUCGCCGCCAUACACUUCCGAUUAUGGAGCUGAGGGAAAUCCUACACUUCUCUUUGAGGUCUCGCAGACCCAACUCGAGCAGCAUGCCGAAGCUUUCUAUGAGACUACCAACGUUCGCACCAUGAGACGUUAUUUGCAUGUUUGGCAUGAUCAGGCACUUGCGCUGCAAUCUGCUCAUGCUCAGGCAUGGGCCUUUGCUGCAAAUUUUGAUCGACGCAAGCUGCUGAAAGACUCUCUGGACACCCUUCUUGCGACUCUGAUCGCCAGAAGGGAAGAACGACAGCGCAUCCUCGACGCAGAACGAUUGGAACGGGAAGCCCAGGCGCGAGAGCAGCAGCGCAUUCUGUCUCUCGAAGCUAAAGCUGCCAAGCUGCUGCGCAAGCGCGAUUCCAGCCUGUUGUACAAGGGUUUUAGCCACUGGCUCGAAGCCUUGAGGUAUCAGCGGCGGGCGAUCCAAAAUGCGAAACAAGUAAUUCUUCGAGUGAGAUACUUCCACAAGUGGCGCAAGAUCACCGUCGAGAAUGUGACGAAGGCUCGGCGUGUCUUGAGUCGCAAGUAUCUUAAGCUUUGGCGCGAUCAGCAAAAUCAUCGAGCAUUAGCUGGAGAGCAAGCGACGGCACACUUCGAGGAGACCGUCACGAAGAAGUAUUUGCAGUAUCUCAGACUAACAUUUCGUGAACGGCGACUGCCAGAUUUGCUGCAGGAGAGGAAAGAGCUUGGUGUGCUGCAUACUCUGCAGACGCGCUUGCAGGCUGUUCGCCUUCAGACAUCAAAAGCAGACAAUUUCAGAAACAGAAAACUGCUCAGCCUAGGAUUCAACCGAGUCGCAGAAGCUGCGCGCGCACAGCAGGAAGCUGUACAUCUUGCCGAAAAUCAUCAUGGUCGGACUGCUCUGGUCAAUUGCUUCCGUGCUCUGCAGCUUCGUGCGAAAUUGACUCCGGGGAAGAAGACUGUUGCUUCGAAGGUCGAUCUAGAUCUUAAACGCAAAGCACUAGGCGUGUGGCAAUUGAACUUCAAGUUUUCACGUCAAGCUGCCGAAGCAGAUCGAAAGCGAAUUUUGCAGUCAGCUUGGACGAGCUGGAACGAUGCGUUGCGUUGCAGAGCACUUGGGCAACGCAUUGAUGAGCGGGUGCUUGCGGAGAACCUGUACAAAUGGGUCCUGCAGACACGAUUGAGAGACUUCCAGCGAAGACAGAAUGGCAAUCUGUUGGCUCGGAUUAUGAAUGCUUGGUAUUGCAAACUGCAGACAAGACAAGCAACACUCAAGCAGGCGGCCACGACCCUUGCGGCAAAUCAACGCAGACGAACCUUGAGAUCAGGAAUGGUGCGCCUAAAUUUGGCACUUCGACAACAAGAAGAUGCUGAACGAGCGGCAGUCGAGUUUGCUAACAGCAGAACCUUGCCCAGUGUAUUGGAUGUCUGGAAGGAGCAAACCGCACACGCAAGGAUGCUCGCGAAGUGGGCAGUUGAUGCUCGCUUCUACUGUCUCGCCACUCGUACUAUUCGUCUCUGGCGUGAACGGACGGAGGAGCACCAACAUAGUCGCCGAAGAGAUGCAUACGCGCAGGUCAGGGCACAGAUCAAAUUGCGCCUUGUCCGGCAAUGCUUCUCGAAAAUGCAGCAUCGAUGUGCAGAGAUUCAGGCCAUGCAGGGCGAAGCAGAGACACGAGCCAGUGCAAGGCUUUUUGCCAUCGGCACAGAUGCAUUCGACAAGAUGCGCGACAAGACGGCACAACUUCAGGAACUCAAGAUUCGAGCAAUGGCCAUAGACCAGGAGAAGCUGCUUGGAUCAGCCCUGUCGGCGCUCGUGAAUCAACGGGCAGAUUUGUCUGCCAUCGAAGAACAAGCCAUGGUCUUCAGACAAGAAUCUGACUUAUCCCUUCUUGCUACCGCGCUCAAGCGAGUACAAUGGGUCACCUUCACUGCCGCUCGGCGCAGAGAGACUGCAGAUGCGCUUUGGGCGAGAAAUCGCGAUCAGCAUAUCAAGAAUAUGAUUCGGCACUGGGCAUCGCAAGCGGCUCAGCUGAAGGCCGCGAAGGCUGAUGGGGUGCGCAGGAGUGAGGUUGAAAGCCCUAGCCUUCGCCCUGCUAGCCGUGCUGCAGCUCGAUCCGCCGAGAGACCAGCUUUUAACAGCUCUCCUCCAGUCGCAUCUGCAACACCUGCGUACAUGCGAACACCAUCUCGCUCAAGAAAAACAGCUCGCUUCAAGCCUUUACCAACUCCAGCUCACGUCACGCCCAUGACUUUUGAUCCAGGCUACUUCGUCACAACACCUGAUCCGCUGACGAACGCGCGAUCUGAGCGGGAAGUUGAAGAUGGCGGAGAACAGGACAUCUUCCAAGGCCUGACGCCGCAGAUCACACCUUUCGCGCGCAAGCUACGUGCUGGCGGGAUCAGCAAUACUCCCGCCAAAGCGCCGCCAUCCGCACUGAGGAGCAGUGUAUUUGGUAGAUCGACAGCUGCAGGUGGGACGGCCAAGAGUGUCAGGUUCGCAGGAUCUAGCAGAUUUGGCAGCGGCAUAUCGAGGCUGAGUCCUCCUGAUGAAAGUACGUAG